This is a messenger RNA of Capsella rubella, 1778 nucleotides long. Its product is annotated as probable plastidic glucose transporter 2. Gene Ontology annotation, cellular component: membrane. Gene Ontology annotation, biological process: monosaccharide transmembrane transport. The record is from RefSeq and is a predicted model, not a curated record. NCBI's taxonomy places the organism in Eukaryota, Viridiplantae, Streptophyta, Magnoliopsida, Brassicales, Brassicaceae. Bases 151 to 1632 code for a protein of 493 amino acids. Gene Ontology annotation, molecular function: hexose transmembrane transporter activity. The transcript has 14 exons.
AAACAGACCCCUUUGCGCACUUUAGCAACCACCGUCACCACCACCAUUCUCAUUCACGGAUGCUUCUUCUCACUGAAGACGAACAAGCUUCUCGGAUCUCUCUCUUUUCACAAAUCUCACCUCUUCCACCGAUCUGUAUUACGGUGACGUAUGUGGGGAUUGCAACGAGAAACGUCGUCGAUGUACAAGAGAACGUCAUCGAGAGAUUAUUCUCCGAUGCUUGACGUUGAAGAUAGCUCAGGUCUUAUAGAGAAUGAGAUGAACAAUGAAAUGGAAACUACAAAUCCUUCAUGGAAGUGUUCUCUCCCACAUGUCCUUGUGGCUACGAUUUCUUCGUUUCUAUUUGGUUACCACUUAGGAGUUGUUAAUGAGCCGCUUGAAAGCAUUUCUUCUGACCUUGGUUUUAGUGGUGAUACAUUAGCAGAAGGGUUGGUGGUUAGUGUUUGUCUUGGUGGUGCAUUUAUCGGAUCUUUAUUCAGUGGUGGAGUUGCUGAUGGUCUUGGAAGGCGGAGAGCCUUUCAGCUUUGUGCUUUGCCUAUGAUUUUGGGUGCUUUUGUUAGUGGACUUAGCAACAGUUUAGCUGUCAUGCUUUUGGGAAGAUUCUUGGUUGGGACUGGUAUGGGUCUUGGGCCACCUGUGGCAGCACUCUAUGUGACAGAGGUAUCACCAGCUUUUGUAAGGGGAACAUAUGGAAGCUUCAUACAGAUAGCUACAUGUUUGGGACUGAUGGCAGCCCUGUUUAUAGGGAUCCCAGUCCAUAACAUCGCUGGUUGGUGGCGUGUCUGUUUCUGGGUAUCCACGAUACCUGCUGCAGUGCUUGCUCUGGGGAUGUUCCUCUGUGCUGAAUCUCCCCAGUGGUUAUUCAAGCAAGGGAAGAUAGCUGAAGCAGAAGCUGAGUUUGAGAGGCUACUUGGAGGGUCUCAUGUGAAAACAGCAAUGGCAGAAUUACACCAACUAGAUCUAGACAGAACGGAUGAACCAGAUGCUGUGAGCAUCUCAGAGCUGUUAUAUGGUCGACAUUCAAGAGUUGUUUUUAUUGGAUCAACCCUGUUUGCUUUGCAACAGCUAUCUGGUAUAAAUGCUGUUUUUUAUUUCUCUUCUACCGUUUUCAAAAGUGCCGGAGUACCAUCGGACCUGGGCAACAUCUUUGUUGGAGUUUCAAACCUCUUUGGAUCUUUAGUUGCGAUGGUGUUGAUGGAUAAAGUAGGAAGAAAGCUUCUUCUCCUUUGGAGUUUUAUUGGCAUGGCAGCAGCAAUGGCACUUCAAGUUGGUGCUACAAGUUCAUACUUACCACAUUAUUCAGCGUUGUGUCUAUCUGUCGGUGGCACUCUUGUGUUUGUGCUAACAUUCGCCUUAGGGGCUGGUCCAGUACCAGGUUUACUCCUCCCUGAAAUCUUCCCAAGUCGAAUCAGAGCAAAAGCUAUGGCUUUCUGCAUGUCUGUGCAUUGGGUGAUAAAUUUCUUUGUGGGUUUACUCUUUCUGAGGUUGCUUGAGCAGCUUGGUCCUCGGCUACUAUACUCAAUGUUCUCUACGUUCUGUUUAAUGGCGGUGAUGUUCGUGAAGCGGAACGUGAUUGAAACCAAAGGCAAAACACUUCAAGAAAUUGAGAUCUCUCUGCUAGCCAAACCAUGAAUGUAUUUUCGUUCUCUCCCUAGUAGAGUUCAUACGUCUUGUUGCUCACUAUUGUAUAAUCAAAUAAAGAUUUGGGUUCUCCGUAGAGUUCUAUUAAAUGUUAAAUUUUACGUAAAAAAAUCAAUAAUGUCAAGAUUUUGAACUAA